AUGACUGAACAUGAGAAAACAUGCCCUGCAGGAUGGAGGAUGUUCAGAUGUUCCUGUUACUUCUUCUCUACGGCAACUGCUUCCUGGGAUGAGGGCCGAGAGGACUGCAGGACCAGAGGAGCAGAUCUGGUGGUGGUCAACGAUGACCACGAACAGACAUUUAUCACCAAUUUCACUGAAAAAGCAACUUGGAUUGGCCUGAAUGACAAAGACGCCGAAGGGUCCUGGAAGCGGGUCGAUGGAACGCCCCUGAGUUUUGUGUUCUGGGCCGAGCACCAGCCCGAUAACGGUGGUGACUGCUCACAGUGCGGAGAAGAAGACUGUGCACACCUCAGAGGAGGAAACCUGUUAUGGAACGACAUUUCCUGUAGAACAUCUAUGCAGUGGAUCUGUGAAAAACGAGUCAAACAAGAGUGA
Nematolebias whitei (Rio pearlfish) is the source of this 417-nucleotide messenger RNA. RefSeq names its product C-type lectin domain family 17, member A-like. The transcript is spliced from 4 exons. The record is from RefSeq and is a predicted model, not a curated record. Lineage: Eukaryota; Metazoa; Chordata; Actinopteri; Cyprinodontiformes; Rivulidae. Bases 1 to 417 code for a protein of 138 amino acids.